Molecule: messenger RNA, 928 nt
Organism: Zootermopsis nevadensis
Lineage: Eukaryota; Metazoa; Arthropoda; Insecta; Blattodea; Termopsidae
Source: RefSeq, a predicted model, not a curated record
CUGUACUUUUAUCGUUUCAGACGCAAUUUAAGUGUGGCAGUUCUGCGAGGUGCAGUGUACGCCAUGGGCGGAUACGAUGAACAUCGGGAUCACAGAACGGCUGAAAGAUACGACAGCAAGAAAAACCAGUGGUUGUGGAUCGCUCCCAUGAAUACAGCGCGAUCCAAUGCAUGUGCUGCUGUGCUGAAUGACAAAAUAUACUUCGCUGGUGGAUGUGAUGGUUGCAAUGUCCUAAACUCGGUGGAAGUUUAUCACCCGGACACCAACCGAUGGACGUUCGUUGCACCAAUGAUUACUGGACGUGCCAAUUUUUCUUUCGUCGCCUUCAACGCCUGUCUGUACGCUCUAGGAGGACACAACACGACAUCAUCCGAGCUCAGUACCGAAAAGUAUGACCCUACAGAAAACAAGUGGACCAAGAUCCCUAGCAUGGACGCCUAUUCAAGUGACUUAAACGCAGAAGUGAUGAACGAUAAGAUCUUCGUCAUCGGCGGAUAUUACGAAGCGAACAACUUCGGUGUCAAAUGUUUCAAUGACAAGGAAAAUCGAUGGAAUCCGGUGACAAACGUAAAUGUUCGUAGAACCCUGAUGUCAACUUGUGUCAUCAAGAACCUACCGAAUGCAAGCGAUUACUCCUAAAACUUAAUCCGAUUGGUUGCCUGUUCGGACGUUUUAUUAUGUUUCUUAGCACUUAGAAGUUAGCACUUAAAUGACCCGGGCCCGCGCGCAAGCUGAAGAACGGGUCGUUUAAGUGCUAGGUGCUUAGAAACGUAAAAAAAUGUUGGAUUGGGAAACUCAGUAGUCUGCAGUUGAUUACAACCAGGACGGAUACAUUAAAUUUAAUUACUUUUCUUAUGAAAAUAAUGUACGAAUUUGAAUUGAUGUAGGAACUACAAAAAAAAUAAAGAGAAAUAUUAUUUGCAGCAAA